Porites lobata is the source of this 20599-nucleotide messenger RNA. The record is from the annotation of a GenBank genome assembly. NCBI's taxonomy places the organism in Eukaryota, Metazoa, Cnidaria, Anthozoa, Scleractinia, Poritidae.
AUGACGCCGGAAGAUGAAGCCUACUGCUAUUUAUCUUUUAUAUUAUUCAUUUUCGACUUCCAAGUGGGUUUCUUCCCCCUUCCCUUUUCUGGAAGUCAUCAACUACCACCGUUUUUGUGCUGCUAUUGGCAUAUUAAAAGGUCGUAUUCUGAAAGAACACCUUUACAAGUUUUCUCCCUAAUUCUUUGGAACCGUACUGGAUAACUUCUUGCACAGGUAUCACUCAGUAUGUUUUUAAAUUCUGUUAACUUUUGAUCGUCUUAUUUACAGUAACGUUAAUUUAUGCUUGUCCUAUGAUUAUAAGCAUCCUUUUGAAACUUCAAAGACAGUUUUCAUGGUUGUGAAGUUUAAUAUAUUGCCGCUUUACUAUUCAUUUUAUCAUUGAAACUGAGACUUUCUGCGAAAUGUAAAUAGUUUCGCGAUAAGAUAAAUUGUACGUUCGCUGAGUGAAAAGCUUCAGUUUUUUUAACUGACAAUUAUUUAUACAAAAGUUUCUGCCGUUGCCCGUCCAAACGUUAAUUAAAAAAAUAUACACGAACAUUUCAUCAUGAUAAACUGGAUAAAUCCUCCACUGAGCUUAAGGCGCUUAUUAACGCCCUUUGAAAACUAAAAGGCAUAAAAAGAUAUGCCAACAGUAAUGCCAUCUUGUGUGCGUGGGCUUUUUCCGUUGAAAUUGGCCCUCAGUUUUUUUCCAAAAAAAAAAUAGAUUACUUCAAUGUCGAUUUACUGGCGCUAUCUUGUAUCCAUAAACGGAUUCCUUACUUAACCUAGAAAAGUACAGAGAAAGAAAAAAUGUUAAAUGAACUGAAAUUAAAAGGAAAGGAGCGGUAGAGGUUAUCCGAAGCGUGGGUUGAAGAUCCUGUUCAUUUUCAAUUUUGAUUUUCACUGAGCAAAAUCCUCUCUGGGUGAUUGUAGAUAAAUUUCCUCAGAAAGAAGGGUGCUUUUAACUCUAAUUAAACACCAGAGGAGAAACAUAUGAAACUUAUCAGUAAGGGGCCGACCAUUUGCCUUUUGAAGGAAGGGGGCGGGGAGGGGUAAGGGUGAUUUCAGAAUAAAUAUACCCUGCAGACUGAUUUCGAGGGAAAAAAUCUUGAAAGAAAAUCAAAACCGGGGAAAAAAAUUCCUUGACUGAAAAAAAAAUUCUCUCUGGUGCAUAAUGCUGGAAAAAAUUCUUCUCCAGAGGUUUGAGAAAAAAAUUCUUACACAAACCAAAUCACCCAUACCCCCCUCCCUCCCCCCUCAAAAGUUUAGAAUAUGUAUGACUAUUGAAUUGUUAUUCCCAGUCCGCGCGCGGUCACGGGGAGAGUUCGCGCAGGUGGUUUGCUAACGCGCAUUUUGUCAGUAAACCGCUUGCCGGGAAAAAAAAUUAAGCUUGGCAAUAAGUGCUGUUAAAUAUAAGUAGAGAAUAAAUGAUUCCGUAUGUCAAGAAAAGAAUUUUAAAAAAAAUCCAUAAAAUUUUUAAUUUACGCCUAAGAUAAAAGUUCAUGUGAAAAAAUAGGUCGCUCCUGGUAAUAAUUACACAUGUUUUGUAGGCUUUAAAUCUUUUUCAUAAUUUAGUUGGCUUUGUCAGCAAUUGCCUAUCGGGGAGAUCCUGUCUCGGUGUUUUAUUCAAAUUACUUAUUGUUAUUCAAAUUUCCGUAACCGGAGUUCUCUCGGCCAAAGCAGACGUUUGAUCGCCCGCUUGUGAUCAAAGCGCAAAUCUUUAUGGUUAGCGCUGUUUUACAAUGCGUGGGAUAACUGUACAUUGCCCGUGAAACCAGAGAAGUCUUAUCCACGGAAUUGAGAUCUUUAGAAUGCUGACUAAAAUAGCUGCUGUGUAAAUGUGAAGGUAUAUUUUUCAAUCUCAAUUUUGACUAUGUUUUGUUUGCAUAGUUAUAUGACAACGUACCAUCAAGGCAAGCACGUAAAAUGCACGAAACACCACUCAUCCAAUCUGUUAAAAAGCAUUUUUCUAGAGCUGCAUUCGUUUUUGGCAAAGUGGAUUUUUCUAUGUCUCAUACAACUGCUGAAAUUAAAUUUUCAGAUAUAUAGAAUGAGUAUACACAAGCCUUGCUGGAAUUCUGAAACGUUAAUAUUCGCCUUUCAAUUUUUUUUUUCGCUUUCUGCAAAAUAGUAAGAAAUGGAGUCAAACUAAGUUUUGAGGGAACAAAUUGAAACAUUUUAUUAUUCUCAGAGUUAUUACUACAGACAUCAAUUAUGGUUUGCUGUUCUCAAGAUAUCGGGUUGUUUCGUCGAUGUAAAGGAAUACGUUUGGCGUUUUAAAGUGAUAUGAUGGCUUGUCCCAGAUAUGCCGAUGUGAGACAAUUAUAGAAAUGUUGAUACGAAAGGAGAUGAUCUUUCAAGGAGAAUUAUUUAUAGCAGUAUUAUUUUUACCAUAGCAUACGUAGUUUAACUUCACUAAAUGAAAACUGUGAGUCAUUUGCAAGUCACAUUUCCUACUUUGUUAUCUUAAAAUUAAAUUGAGAUGAAUAUCGACAUAAAUGCAAGAAGCCGCAAAAUCGCAAAGUCUACGAGAUUUCACGAUACAGCUAGUAACGCUUUUUUGAUAUUUUUUUGUCAUAUUUUCCUGUGUUUUGCCUUGUAAAUCAGCUUCGUUUUCAACUACUGUUUUUUUCACCUGCUGGCAUCGUAAUUGAUGUAGUUGGGAACAAACGACAUCGUUUCACUGUUUCCUUUUAAAUGUACCGAACCGAAUGAUUAUGGUCAAAUUUGUUAGUUUGCAAACAGAAGAGAAAAAAGUCCAUCAGAAAGUGUUGCGAACGUUCGCCAGGUUUAUAAUCGUGGUGUUCAUUAAACAGUAUUCACUCAUAGGUAAGAUGCGCUAGUGUGAUCGGUCGUAGCCGCAAACAAUGACGAUCUCAAAUAGAUUACAGUUUUAACAAUAAAGCCACAUCAAUAUACGUCAAACAUAAGUUUGCUUUUAUUUAUUUUCUUCACUGAUCGUACUUCAUUAGAAUGAAACAGCUGUUUAGCCUUUAACCUCAUUAUGAAAACGAGUUCACAGCACAGGUUACCCAAGCUGAAAAUAUCGCUUCGCCCAUUCGUCUUGUCGUUUUGCGCAACAGUCUGUAUGGAAAAAAAGAGUUUUUCCUACGCAAAUCCUUUUUUGCUUUGACUGUUGCGCAGUUGACACAAUUUGCGGACGCUUCUAUUUCGAGCUUUGGAUUGGCUGUGGUUCGAAACAAUAGUUCUUUGCAACGGCUGAAAAACAUAUUAAGUCAGGGGAAAAUAAGAAAACAAAACUAAAACAAAAGUCGAUUUCGUGUACACGAAUAAAUUGUUUCCGCCAGAACAAAGAAGCGUUUAAAAUAAUUAAAAUUUAGACCAAAUAAUGUCUAGAGCACGAGCAUAAACGGAGUAAAUUUUUUAAUGAUGUUUAAGUUUUGGUGAAUCUAAGAAUGAAUUUAACAUUUUCAUUUACUUGUGAUAAUUUGUCUUAAAUUUACUUCGGACAGAAGUAUUCUUCUUUUAUGAACAUGAAAGAGCUGUUCUAUUAUUUCUUUCACAUGAAAUUAAUCUAAUAAACCACAGUGAUCUUGGCCUGUAGUUGCUUUUCGUGAUGCCGACGUUUUAGCCUUUGAGUAUUAUCGGAAAAAAUCGAUCGUUAUAGAGCACUCUCUUUCUGACAAAAGAAGGCCUCAGGCUUGGCGAGCGUCAAUUACUAGGAUAUUCGUCAGUUUUAAGACCAUUACAUAACGAAAAUCUAUUUGAAGUUGUCUCGUUAAAUGGCUUUAAAAUUCUCCUGAGGGCUACAACCUGAGAGACUAUAUUCAUACUGUCAGCUUUUUCAUUAAUAGUUACGUUGAUGGAAAAAUACAACGUGACACGAAACUACGGCUGUCUAUUUUGGGUAUUUGUCGGCCGUAUUUACAGUUAUCGUUUAUUAUACAGCAACAAACAAACUUUGUGUAGUGCUUUCGCGUGCACACGUUUUAAAAUCGAUGCAACAUCAUUGGUUUUGAAAGGGUUUCAAACUGUAGUUACAGACGAUAUUACAUUAGUUACGAGACGGAGACGACCUUGACUUCUUAUCUAUUAAUAUUGCCCUUGAAAACCGUAAUUGGUUGAAAUUACUGAAUAUUCUAAGCAUUAUGCUGGUUUCUAACUUUUUUCUUAAUUGAACAUUCUGACAAAAGGAUGGCGGAAACCUCGUCAGAAAAUCCGCACCUCUAACUUCAAGAUUCUUCCACGGUUAUUGCACCAGAUAUUAAAAUAAAAGUAAUCAUCCAUUAUUUAAUGAAUAUACGCUCCUUUUGCCCUUGUUUCGUUCAAACACCAAAUCAUCUUCUCAUUUAUUUAUAACAUCAUAAUCUGAAUCGUUAUAGGAUCUUAUAACACUCUUGUUAAGCUUCACUAAAAUAGUGGGUUACUUUCUUUUGCAGCAUGGUAAGACAACGGUCAUAUUUCUAAAGGAAAUUUAACGAAAAUAAUCUAUUCAGUUUGCUUAUGUUUUACGUUUUGAAAUUAAUCCAGUCAUAUUGUUUAGAUUAAGGCAAUAAUAGAAGAGCUUUCUAGAAUUGUCUUUAAAUUUCUGUUUAAAUUAAGGUUGAUAAUUCUCAAAGAGAGGUUCGUCAAAUCCCCAAGAGCCUUCAAAUAGGUUCGUGUUUGUUUUUCGAUAUGAAGGCAUGUGGUCUAAAUUUUUUGUUUGAAAAAUAUAUCACUUAGGUUGUAUUCAUAAGCAUUAAAAUACGCUAUUUUGUUUACUAAAACACGUCACGUUAGCACUUUUUCCAAAAAAUGACACGAUACAAUAGGCUACAGCACACAUGCAACUCACUAUUUUGCUUUUUCUUUAGCAGUGACGUUUCACGAGAUUCUGAUUAUGAAUUAUGCAAUAAAUUCUUAUCUUGAUUAAUUUUAAUCUGUUGCAUCUCUCUUCUGACCACGGCUUUGGAAUCUUGCAGAGUUGCCCCAUCAGCCUAUUCUGCCUCUUCUUUUAACCACAAAAUAAGUUAAAUACUGUUUCGGUAUCAUUGUGCUCAGCGUACCGAGACUUGACAACUUUGUCCAUUUUCCUUGUUGACAGGGUUCUCCUUUAACCAAACAACCCUCAACCGUAAACGCUGAAGCUCUAAAGGAAGAUUCAACCAUGUGGCGAAUUACUACAACGCGAAAGCUGGCGGAAUUUGUAAGUUGUCUGUGGUAUUCUUGACGUUAAGGAGAUAAUUGACUUUUUUCUUAAGCGCGACUUAUCUCAACGUGCAGUGGGAAAAUGCUGUUGUUAAUAUCAUUUUCAACUUUGAGUUUCUUGGCUUAUUCACUCGAUUUUGGGGCCAGAUUAAAGAUAGUUUUCCUGUUGAUUCAAAAUUUUGCUUUUAGUCAGGUUAUACCUGGCCUGGAACGACUCCGAUGUCAUUUAGGCCUACGAAACUGGUAAAAAACCUCACCAUAAAGCACUUAAAACACUUAUCACUCAUUUAUUUGUAUUGUUUCUUGUGUUUUUCGUUUUGUAAUGUAAAUUGGAAAAGAAAAAACGACAGGAGAAUAAAAUUCGGCUUGUAAUUAUCACGUGACUUUUGUAACACUUCGGACAUGCGCAAUGGAGCUUUGACGUUAUUCCCUGUGGGGGCCUGGGCGCCCCUGCAGGUAAAACUAAAGAUUUUUCAGUGGAAAUGAAAUCGUGGGAGAUCAAACGGUUUGCGUCAUUACAUGUUUGCUUCAAAAACAAAUGAUUUCUAAAGUAUCAAAAUGUUAACGCUUGUUUCGAGGGGUGCGCUAUACAAGACAGCGAUUACAAUGCUAGCAGACAUAUCAGAUUUAUUUGUUUAUUUAAUUUUUUUACGUUUAUUGUACAGUUCAGUAUUCUUUCUUUUGUUUGAAUUUAUUCAUAACGAAAAUAUCAUCCAUCAAUUUUUCACAACUGUGAAUGACAAGAACAACCUCAAUUGCCACAUUUAUUUGAUCUCCGUCAUGUCUUUAUUCAGUGAAUGCUUUCUAUGUACUGUAAAAAUCUUUAUUAAUUACCCUAGAUGGAUCUUAUUUUGCUCUUAAGUUUGAACAAUAUUUCAUCUAAUAAAGAAGGAAAACGCAUUUUUCUAUGCGGUUUGAUAAGAGUAGAUAAAAUCUAACAGACAAUAGCCAAGGGAUUCAUAACAACCACGAACGAUUUGAAAAGUUCGGCUACGUUCUUCCACGGUUAUUAAAUUCAUUUCCUGCCCUUAUUACAUAUGUGGUACAUAAACUCAGCAACAAAGUAAUGCAAAUGAAAGACUCCAGAAAGACUCAGUCAAGAAGUUGGAUAUGUGAAAGUCUCACCGAGAUAAAACGGAACGAGGAUUGUGGCCAGAGGUAUGCCGGGGGCUUUCCCCGGCAGCAUGUACCUACAAAGUCUACUGCAUAGAUUCAAAUUCAAAUUCAAAUUCAUCGACCACAAUGACUCGCUUCGAAGAAGAGAUAAUAUGUUGGAAGACAAAUGACGGGUUAUAUUCCUACCAGAAACAGAUACAGUCGGUUACGUAUCAGGUUUGUAGAUUUGUGUUGUUAGUUUAUUUCCAGCGCUUGGUGUAUAGCUGGUACUUCAUUUGAGUAAGGAAUGUCGAAUAAACGCCGUUUUAUCAUGUCAACGUUGGUGUAGUUAGAGAUGCAGACUGGGGAUAUAUUUGAUAGCCAUAAACCUUCUUUAUCAUUCUUGAAAAUUUCCGCUAAAGUUAUUGGAUAACUAAAAUAAUCGGUUACAAUUUUUUUGCGAGCCGUUUCGUUACUUUCAAGCGAUUCUGAUUCCAAAAAACCUUAUUUUACGUCAAAAGUUCUUUUCUAAACGAAGACUAACAAAAGCGAAGGAAAUCAUAAAAAUUUUGUCUCCAUUUAAUUAAGCUAAGAAAACAUACUUCUUAUUCAAUUAACACAAAAUUUUGUAAUAAGUAAUUUUGGACGCCAGAUCAUAUGGGCCGUUCUUCUUGACCUAUCAGCUGCAGGUUAUAGAAAACCAUAUUUGCUCACAAAUGCAAAGAUAGUCUCUUAUUUGAUCUUACAUCCCUAAUAAACUAUUUUUUGUGAAUCAAGACCCCCAAUGGUGGUCACCAUAAUUUCUUGUUACUUGUGUUUGCGUCCAGCUGUGUCAUAUAUUUUGCUGAUAAGCUGGAUGUGAAGGUAUUUUAGAAGACUCGUAUUUGAAUGGUACUGGCUAACUACUGGCUAACUAACUAAUCAUUUCUUUGAUAUCGGCUGAACUGAUAAUGCGUUGUUUAUUAGUUUUGUUCAUAUCAUCUUUCUGCCUAGAGCAGAACUUAUUAUAGCGGAAGCCGGUUAAAACGGACUCCAAAGGAACAAGCCAAAGAGACCCGGGCACCUGCUUUAUCGAUACAAAGACAACGAUAUUUAAUGUCGUAGCUGUAGCUGCUGGAGAAGCACAACCUGGAGAAACGAAAUUAAAGUUCACCCAGUGUUUUGGAUUGCGACCAUGUACUCUAAACUCGUUCCCAGGCCGGUCUCUCGGCCCAUUUCUGAAGAGAAAGCCCUGGGAAUGAGGCUGGUUCCUCACCCACAAAACAAGAUUGUGGCAGCUUUUAGGGAUGUAGGAAAUUUUCCAACGGUCUUUCCGGUCAUGUUUUAUAGAGAAUCGACCCUUGGGCGCAUGAAGUUGGUCGAUCCAUAUGAUGAGGGAACCGAGGACAGCCAGGUAGACUGUUCACAGUCCCCUAAUUUUCCGUUCGAUCAUUGGGAUCGAGCACCUACCCUUACGAACGGCCAUCGUGGUUUAAAAUGUACCAAGUCUAGCCUGAGCAAAUCCCAACGCCUGCACCCUCGGUAACCGUGAAACCAAGAUGGCCGCCCGGACGGAUCAGUCAAUUCCAGUUGCGCCCAGCCUCCCCCAGCUACUGCGGGGCAUUUUCCCGCCUUUUCAGUCCCGGGGGUGGGGUAUUUGCACAUUUUGCGCUGCCCGGCAGCCGGCCAUUUGCAAACCCCGGGGCUAGUCCCGAGCUUUUGACACGCACGCGGUUUCCUAUCAAAAUGUAACUACACAGAGGAUAUUACUGGAAAAAUAGCAGAUUGGCCUAUCUGUCACGGACAGGGGGUUGUAAAGGCAUGUUCUCAGUUUUACGCAUGCAUUUCUUCACUGCUUAUCAAGCCAGAAUUACUGGCGAAACUCGGGAGCUAUCGACGUGAAUCAACGCUUUUUAGUUAGUGAAUCAAAUUUCUGUUGAUAUGAUUUAAAGAAUAUCUUUUCAUAUUUAUAACCUAUUCAUAACAUAUAACUUUUCCUAUCAGAAUGUAACUACACAGAGGAUAUUACUGGAAAAAUAGCAGAUUGGCUUAUCUGUCACGGACAGGGGGUUGUAAAGGCAUGUUCUCAAUUUUACGCAUGCAUUUCUUCACUGCUUAUCAAGCCAGAAUUACUGGCGAAACUCGGGAGCUAUCGACGUGAAUCAACCCUUUUUAGUUAGUGAAUCAAAUUUCUGUUGAUAUUAUUUAAAGAAUAUCCUUUCAUAUUUAUAACCUAUUCAUAACAUAUAACUUUUCCUAUCAGAAUGUAAUCGAGGAUAUUACUGGAAAAAAUCAACCCUUAUUUAGUUAAAGUGAUUUUCAAAUUUCUGUUGCUUAUGUUAUUUGAAUCAAAGAAUGAAUCAAAUUUCUGUUGAUGUUAUUUAAAGAAUAUCCUUUCAUAUUUAUAACCUAUCCAUAACAUAUAACUUUACCGACAGCGCUCUAUUAAUUUUAACGUCAAUAAUUUUAUAUUAAAACUAAAACCAUAAACUGGUUCAUGUCGUCGCGGCGUGAAGUCUUAAUUAGAAUCCUAGCGCUAUUACAAAGGAAGACGUUUCUUGAAACAAAAAAUCACACAUUAACGAUUACAUAAAUUGUUUAAAACGGCACCAUUCGACUGUGCAAUCAAUACAAAAUGUUGCAGUGUUGAUGGAGGAUGGGGCAUUUGCCCUCUUUUUUCGUCCCCACCCCGGGAGAUUUGACAGCUCAAGAGUCCCCACCCCAGGGAAUUUGCCAUCCGUGGCAAAAAAAAUCCUAAUGCCCGGGGGUCAACCCGGGGGGAGGAGAGCUAGGCGCAGCUGGAAUUGACUAAUGUAUAAGCGCUCGAUCUCGGCAAUCUCUCGCUAUGCCUCGCUGUUGUGACUGUAUUGUGGCCAUUUUUCAGUAUUUUUUUAAACUGAUUCGCAGUAGUCUUAGCCUACCUUACUUUCUAAAUUUUUCUCUUCCCCAGACUUCCCUCUUCUUUACCAAAUCAAAAUGGCAGCUAACCAUUUUAUGUAAAGAAGCUCAACUCGACGAUCACAACUUCAAAACACACCUUCAGUUCAAGCUACCUUGCCUGUGCGAGGAAAUUCAUUUUCAUUUUCAUUUAUUUUUCAUGGGGAGCAAUCAAUUUUUCAAAUUUCCUGAGAUGACCUUGCGAUGGUAGAUUAUUAGAGUCACCCGUAGUCGUGAAUUGGAUUUAUAACACGAGUGUUUUUUUCACAAGAGAGCGGUGAAAACGACAAAAGCUUUCCAAGCAAAGUGUGUUUUCACAAUAAAAUGUACGCGCUUUUGUUUAAAUUGUUUAAAUAUCCGCAAAGAAAUUUUUGCUGCUGUACGACAGCUUGCGAUAACAACAUAACCGGAGGAAUCAGUUUUCUUUUUUACACGAUACAAGACGUUGUUUUAUGCUUUCUCCGCUCGAAGUAAAAUCCAUUUUUUAAUUAAACAGUGACAUUUACCAGAAAUUUUUCUUGAAAUCGAAAACCUAUCGAAAUUGUCUCAGUGUUUUUGUUAACGCCUUGCUUGAAAGCAUUAAUUACUUCAGGGAAAAUAUUGUUUCGAUUAUUGAAGUCUUUAGUGAUGGAUGAAUGUUAAUAGGGAGGAGGCAGUAAUUUCAUUUUUUGCGGCUGAUUUUCUUUUCUUUUUUAGCGUAAAUAACCAAUAUAAUCAGCAAACCUCCCCGAUGAUUGGUUCGUCAAUACGACCGUAUAAAAUAUUGAAAAGUAAUGACAUAUUGUGAUAAUUGCAACACAUGCCGGAGUGCCGGAGUGAAAGGAGUGAGCCAUUGGUUUUAUUUCCUCUUUUCAAUUUUUAAGGUUCAAGUUUAUUUUUAAACGUUUAUAUCACAGUUGGAAUCUCUUCCAUUUGCCACGGGGUCAUGAUCUGGGCUUUGCAUGGCGCGCUAGUCACGGCAAAAUUAUUAGUAUUUUUGCUGUGUAAUGUCGGAGAAAACCAGUAAUAAUCGCCCAGAAUUGGAGCAUCGCAUGUUUCCUGCAGCGCGCUACAAAUUUUCCACGACAACUUGAAGAGCAUUCUGAAUCACAAAAUGUCCGCCGAGACUGUCGACGAGAAGAAAACGAAACCCGAGAAAAUAUCGGUGAGACUCGCUUUAAUUUUGUUGGGUAUGCGAACACUAAUGGAGAAAACUGUUUGUAAAUUUUUGCUACUGUAUGCCUUAAAGUACCUAAAAAAGAUUAUUUGUAACAUUGAAAUUUUUACUUGUAAUUUGUUUCUUAAGCAACCGGAAAAAGCAUUUUACAUGAUUCUUUGUUUUCGUGUUUUAAAGAUUACACUUAGUGUAAAAUUUAAAGUUGAGUUUGAAUAUUUUCAGGAACACAAGAUGGCGUCUGUUCGAGACGACAUGGACAUGAAUCCUGUUAUGAUGGAUAAUCCAGUUUUUGCGACCGGCAGUUCAGUGAACUUAUUUUGUCCCCUAUGCCACGAGAUGUUCAAUAAUCCACGUCUUUUACCAUGUCUGCACACAUUCUGCAAGCGAUGUUUGGAAAAUCUGGUAGUCCCGAGGUCAAGUACGCUCAGCUGCCCGGCUUGUAGAACAGAUGUUCAGCUUACAGUACGUUUUAGUGAUUUUCUCUUGCCUUUUAUUAAUUUCAAAACAACCCAGUAUUAAAUUUGAUCCAAUAUUUCAAGGAGUAAUGAAAAUCAGAGGGACACACACGUGUAAGUAAUUCUCAAAGGCUUCUUCUUAAUGCGGGUCGCACAAGGAGUUUGCCUUUAAGAAUACUAAUUUAAACUAAACCGCAGAGUCAAACAGAUAUCUACACCAAUUUAUGUAUUCAGCACUCUCUUGAUUUUAGGCAAUCACUUUGCUCAGUUCCACAAAACAACGUGGUGUUUUAGUUAAUACUGAACGAAGUUGCUGUGUCAAGUUUAGAUCUCAGUGUGGCUGCGAUAAAUCAGUGUUAAACUGUGAUCGCAGUAUAACUGCACUGACCUUUUCUAUCAUUAAAACUGACGCGUCGAGCCUUUUUUGCCUUUUUUUCUUAAAUUUAUCAUGAUGAUCUAGUUCAUGUUCACCUACACAACAAAGCGCACCUGUGAUUUUAUUUUGAAGCUUGGUGUUCAUUAGCGACGCAAUAGCAAGCCAAGUGAAGACGAACAACGACGAAGCACCCAGUGCCCAGGGAAGGGAAAGAUUUGAUCUUUGUGCCUGUGUUAAAGCUUGCGUCAAGGUAGUUUUUAAGGUGAAAUAGGGACCCUUAUCAUUACUCUUGAACUUGCAUUGCUAUUGAACACCAGGCACCAGGUACUACGCCCAAACGAACAGCACUAAUACCUUGUAAAUGAAAUGAUCAUAUUUUAAAGCUAGUAUAACCAUUGUUCACGACAAGACCGCACCGUCGUGAAAGUACCAGUCAAUGGCUUUCGCUUAAAUUGGUACGUUUUGGGACUCUAUCCACAAAUUCAAAAUUUGAAGACUUUUGAAGCAGUCGUUCCACUCACGAUCAUACUUGUCUCCAGGACAACAUAAGGCCGGUUUACAGGACACGUUUAUAAUAGACAUUGUCACGGUUUUCGACGCCAUCUUGACGAGUAGGCAAACGCGUGAGAAAUUACAGUGUUUGUAUGAGAAUCUAAUGUAAAAUGAUUUCCGUAAACCGACUGUUCUGAAAAAAAUAUAAAUUUUAGACUAAAGCUUCACUCCUAAGGAUUCUACUGAAAAAAAUUGUGGUUGUUUACAUGCCGAGAAGACCUAGAACAACUUUUUAAAAUUUUCUAUACAUUUGUUUGUAAGAAAGUCCCAGGAAAAAUUAUAGACAAAGGUAUGGAAAAUCUAAAGCAAGCCUCCGGAGAAAUUUAAGCAACGUUACGCCCCAAAAAUGUUUUAGUACAAUCCUUUGCUUUGUACCUUUAGUUUACAAUUCAUAUUUUUUUUCAGAACAGCCGUUUUACGGGAAUUAUUUGACAUUAGAUUCUCAUACAACGCCGAAACACUAAUCACUAAUUUCUCACACGUUUGCCUACUCGUCAAGAUGGCGUCGAAAACCGUGACAAGGUCUAUUAGUCGACGAGAUCUGUUGGCAGCCAAUUCACUCAUGAUGAAAUUUUUUUUCUAUUUACUUGGAAGGCCAAAAUAAAAAUCGGGUCGAAUUUUGUGUUCGCUUUAUAUUUUCUUUUAAAAAUCCGUUCGGCAAAUCGUAGCACGGAAACCAGCGCAACAACUGAUAUUUGACUUUGAUAUUAAGGAACCGAUUGCUUCCGAUCUAGGGCAGUAAAACGUUUAUUUCUUUUUUUUCCCAUUCCAAGUCCAUCAUUACAAUUCAUUACAUUUAAAUCUUACUUAUACAGUGCAUGCAUCGGUACACGACACAACCCUUAACCGACAAUGGUUACGGUUUGAGGAUUAAAAUACAUUUUUUUGAAAACUAACUUUUAUUUUCUUUAUUUCUUCCUCAGGAGCGCGGUGUCGGCGCUUUCCCGCCAAAUUUCGUGGUCACUACCAUGAUGGACGUGGCGGCUGUGCGCGCGCAUGACAAGAACCCAAUCAUGUGCAGCAGCUGUGAAGACAAACUUCCUGCGGCUGCGCGGUGUAUUGAAUGUAUGGACUUCCUCUGCCAUGACUGUAGAAAUGCCCAUAUGAGGCUGCGUUUAACCAAAACUCACAGAGUAAGAUUUAAGAGUUGAUAAGAGAUUUUAUGACGGGGAGAGGAAACGGGGAAAAGGAAGCCUUGCUAUGCAUGGAAGAAUAUUCUACAUCUACACGGUUUACAUCCCUCGAUGCAGACUGAUGAAGGUGUACCCCCCGUCCCCCCACCCCUUGUUUAUGGACGUGAGCUUUUGACUGGUUCUGGGCGAAUUUCACCGAGCCGUCUCUAAUUUUAUUCCUGGAUAAGCAGACACCUCACAAAGGCGUAACUAGAGCAGAAACGUUAAGUUUAGUUUCGCUUAUUUCUUAAGAUACUGGUGAACCCUUACCAGGAAGAAUAGAAUUUGGAAAGGAUGGGGAAAACGUAAACAGGAUCCAAUUUAAAAUCCUUCCUACCCAUCAUAGCUAUGUGGUCCUGAUUAAGAUCCAGGCCCUUGCCAGGGACUAACUUCAUUUCCCGUUGCCAAAUGUAGUCUUAUUCUGAUUUUUAUAUCCGGAGCACAUUAAAUACCUUUCGACGAACUUUUCCAAUAUCCACGAAACUUGAUCAUGGUCAUUAGUGUUAGUAGACCUUGUUACAUGGAACCUCAAUCAAAAUACUUAGACGUGACUUAGGAAAAGCGAUAGAUUUUUUUUUUGUCGAGAAAAACUUCAAUAAAUUACAGCCAAACUUGAUAUUUGAUUCCAGAGCUCAGCUUGUCACUGACGUUAAUUUGCCGGAUUUUCAGGUUGUAUCUUUGGAUGAGCUCAAAUCCAGUCCACGGCCACAAGACUUACUCCACCGACCAAUUUUCUGCAUGGAACACAUCCACGAAAAACUAAGGUACCUUACACAUUCAAGUAAGAAUGGUUCUAAACGAAAGAUGUAAUAAUGGCUAAGGGAGUAUUCUUUACUUCCUAAGCGAGUUCAAAAUUGAUAUUUUCCUCUUCCUGUGGGAGGCUUUUGACAUUGCUGAUAACAGAUUUUUUUUUUUUGAUAUUCGAAGGUGACAGCGCAAACGUCAAUUAUUAUCGUGGGUUUUAUUCUCUAAAAUUUGCCAUAUUUGGCAUUCCUCUGGAUCUGAAUUCUAAAGGACCGUUUCUAAGUUUAAGAACAGCGUGUUGUUUCAGCCUGGGACGGUAAAGAAAUGUGCGUAAAAGUUUGAUGAACGUGCAGAGUUAUUGUUUUGCUUAUUCAACCUACAAAUUUUUGAAGUUCUUGUUGCCGUCAUCGUGGUGUCCAUGACAUACAAAGUAUUCAGCGUAAACACUAACAGCAUUUAGUCUACUGAGAGGUAGUUAAAAAUUCCCCUCUUCUUUUCUGUUUUGUUGUUGUUGUUGUUGUUGUUGUUGUUUUUGUUUGUUUUAAGAAAAACAAAGUUUUGCAUUUGGAAAGCUGUUCUACUUAAUCUUUGCAGGUAUUACUGUGAAAGCUGUGAACAAGCCAUCUGUCGCGAGUGCACAAUGACGUCACACUCAACAGAACGUCACAAGUAUACCCAGCUCACAGACACAAUUGACAAACAAACUCAAACUAUCUCACAACUCGCUGAUAAACUCAAAAGAAAAGUUCCCGUUGUCACCCAGUCCACGAAAGAUGUGGAAGAGGUGACUUGCCGUCUGGAAGCUCGAGCUGAAGUAGCAAAAUCUGAGAUUCAGAAAUGUUUUCCGCGCAUUUUGAAAGCCCUGCAAGAUCGCGAGAAAGCGAUGAUGGCGGAGGUGGAAUCUAUGGUGCAAAGGAAAUCCAAAGUUUUGGGAAUGCAGCAGGAAAGGCUGGAAAAUGAACUGAAACGGCUUACAACAACGUGUAACUUUACUGGUAAGUUAUAAUGAAAUAAAUCAACUAAAACGAGUUCCACAUGACUUAAGCAUUGUCAAGCAUGGGAAACAUAAGAGCCUUGGCGAGCACGGGAAAUCCUGCAACCGGGGCGCGGGAAAAUAUCUAGUUGGCGCCAGGCCUUGGGAAACUUUUAACCUGUGCCAUAAAAACGCAGGAAAUCAUAAGUUCAGCGCGGGAAAAGAUGCAAGUGGUGCUAAUGGCGCGCAGAGGAAAUGCAGCCAACACCAGACGCCGGUAAGAAUGCCAACAAGUAGUACCAGUGUUUGUUAACUCGUUUUUUUUUCUGUCUUGUUUUCAGAGGAAGUAUUGAGGCAUGGGAAUUCAGUAGAAAUUCUUGUCAUAAAGAAACAGCUAUGUGAUCGACUGAACGAACUUAUCUCCGCUAAAUUCCAAGGCGAACCAGAAGAAAAUGACGUCAUAUACUUUUCAGCCAAUCAGGAUGAAGUGCUGAAGGCUCUGGAGAACCUGGGACAGAUAAAAACCAGUAAUGCCUUUCCCACCAUGUGCACAGUGGCAGAUGACAUGAAAAACGCCACUAGAGGAAAACGAUCAAAGUUUACCGUUCUUACUCGGUAAGGGUGUAGUACUCAUUUCAGCUUCCUCACUAAACUGAAAAUACAGUCGCUUAUUUUGCGUGUCGCUUUCGAGGUCAGUCACCGAGAUUGAGAUGCCGCUGUCUUGAUUUUGUAUGAGAGGAGUUCAACUGAGUGCCCGAGGGGACGGCCACCGACCCAACUCGACAAGCGGGCGAAAAAAAUAGGACUGUGAACAGGGCAAGAAAAAAGGUCCGUCCGAUAGUUAGGGACAAGUAGAUUUUCUUGCUGGGCAAGCAGUUUUAAGCUUACUUGCCCAAUUUGCAAAGGCUGUAAGCAAGUCAACAUCUAAAGAAAUUAUUAAUUUAUAAGAGGAGCAAGAAGUGGCCCCGGGCAAGCAAAAUGAGACAGCUGCUUGCCCAAAGGACAAGCUGGAAUGCCUUGUGUGAACACUGUACUCUUUCGAUCCCAACUGAGAAAAGAAAAAUAUUACCAAUGAGCUAAAUUUACGGGCAUAUUCACUGUGAGACCUUUGAAAGCUCCUUUUUAAAACUUUUUCAUUACCUUUACCCUGAAUGAUUUUGAGAUAGUUCCAAAAGCAUUUUUUACUUCAUUCCUUCAACCAAUGCUUCCUUGGUGUCGUCCUACAACCCAUCCUUAAGUUGCAUUAAAACUUACGACAAAUCGCCUUUUAAAAGAGAAAAUACCAUAGUUACUCCAAUAAGCGAGGCCUCGAAUGCGGCGCUUAUUUGAGGGCAAGGUUUAUUUGAAAGUUGAACGCGACAAAGAAUUGUUCUAACUACGGUGUUACUAUUUUCCGUUUUAAAACUUUCGAUUUUGAUUAUAUCCUGGCCUCAGCGCUUAUUCGGAGCUGGCACUUAUUAACUUUUUAGUUUUUUGUCCUAAAUGGGGCGCUUAUUGUAAAGACUGGUUUUCAUUAGCGCCAGAGUCGGAGUCAGAAUCGUAAGCAGAGGUCGUAAGAGCGCUUACGACUCAGUGAAAAUCAAAAAUCGGAAUCGUAAGCAGAUUCAUAAGCGCGGCGGAAUCGGAUUCGGAAGAAUAAGAAUGUUUUCAUUUUCCUCCUUCUCCGCUUAUGGCUCUUUCAUGACUCCGUCGUUUACGAUCCAGUGAAAACCAGAUUGUCGGAGUCGGAAGCAGAGGGGGAACGAUAAAGCAAUCACAAUGUACGUUCCCACGCUUUGUGAUUGGUUUAGUUCUUCCGCUGCUGCUUACGACUCCGACCACCUAGUUUUUACUUGAUCGUAAACGACGAAGUCGUAAGCAGAGUCAGAACGUUGUUUUCAAUAGAUCUUUAAGUUCUACUCUUCUGAUUACGACUCCGACUCCGUCACUAAUAAAAACCAGUCCUAACGUAUUGAACUAACUGUUUGUGAUGUGUUUAGAGAUCAUAGCGGUGCUCCGUGCAGCGGCGGUGGCGAGGAUGUAUUGGUUGAUGUUUACACAUCUGACGGGAGAACAGUGCCUGCUGAAGUAAGACAGCUUGCUGGCUCCUCCUCCUAUCACGGUUCCGCUACCUCCUCCUCCUCACACGCCCCAGUCUCGCGUUACAACUCACAAAAUGUUAGCAUUUUUUUCAAUCUGACAUGCAUUGUAAUAAUGAUUCAUGCACAAAAUUAUCGCUUUUGUUUCAGUUUGUCUGUCAUGUCAGUUUGUUUCGUUGUAUUUUAUGCACCUUUUGUUUUUUUAAUUAAUAAUUCACGGCAUGUGUAACAUCUAAAAGUGCCCUAGACGAAAGUAUUUAAGUUUCUGGGAUCCUCUUAAACCACCAAGUAGGAACACCCUGUUGGGGUUUGAAUAAUCCUGAAUCUUCUACUUCCUAGUGCUCUGUCAAAGCGCACCGGUCAAAAAAGAAACAUCUUCAGGAACCUACGUGUAACAUACUCUUUUUAACGUAGCGUGCAGCAUUUCAUUAGUUCGUUUUGGUCAUGGGAGGCGAAAGGUUUAGCCUUAAUAAACUCCUCAGGGAGUGGUAAGGCAAGUCAGGGGAACGUCGAAGGCCACUUCCCAUACACUAAGUACAUAUACUUCACAAUAGUCAAAGCACCUUUUCAUUUAUGUUUCAAUGUGAUGGAUUAUUGUAUGAAACCGAUGAGAGGGGCCAUGUCGGACAACUUUAUGUCUACUUUAAAAUUGUUAGAACAGGCCGACAAGAAAUACAAAUCAUUCUUAUGUCAACAUUCCACAAAUUCAAUGUCGACUUGGUUGGAUCACGAUGUCCUACACUGAUAUGAUAUUGAUCUUUGUUCUAAGCUGUUUUUGUUGUUGUUGCUCGUAUUGUUUAGUUUUUGUUCGCACCUGUUGGUAGACUCUUAUUAAUGAAAGUGCGCAAAUAGCCAUAAUGACCUGGAAAAAAAUUAUAUAUGUGUAGUGUAGUAAGGCUUUUAUUCUGUUCUACUAGAGGUGAAAUUUUUCACAGUUUCUCGUUACUGACUCAUUGUACUUUUAUAAGGUUGAAGACCACAGGAACGGUUCUUAUGGAGUUUCCUAUAGUCCAAUCACUGCUGGGAUGCACAAGGUACACUGUAUUUUGAUUGGUUGUUGAACGAACGUUAAAUGUCAAACUCAUGUACGGUUCACCAAAUGUUCCUGAAAGGCCCGAGUGAAUAAAACCCGGCCAUACUCAGCCUUUUUCUGCUUUGUUUGUCAUUUGGUACUGAUAGAAAUAUCUCAGAUGACAGACCAAGGAAAAUCCCAAUUCAAACGAAGUAUUCUCAGGAGAAAUCACAAUCUAGCAAAGUUUUCUAAGAAGAUUGGAAGACGCCUUGGGUUCAUCGAGACUCUAACUCUCCUCGAACCAUUUCUUCCUACCUAUCCCUCCCUCCCCUAAUCCAACACUUUGGCCUAAGUAGGAAGUUAGUGUUGAGUUUGGUUUAGGAGAGGGGGGGGGGGGGGUUAGUAGGUGGGGCAAUUUUCCAGAUUCACAUACUGAUCCAAAUAUUUGAAGCUCGCAAUUGCGUGACCAAAAAAUACUUUCUAGUCAAUGAGAAACAGGAAAUCUGUAAAUGCUACUGGAACUGGUUCCGUAAAAGUUAAUGCCUAGGACUCCUUUUUUCGUUGUAAAACGAUUUCGUCCGUAAAUAUACCGUCCAAAUUCGCUCUCUUUUGGUCUCCCAGUAAUUUAUUUUCUUCGCUCAAAUAUCCUGGGAGACCAAAAGAGAGCGAAUUUGGACGGUAUAUUUACGGAAGAAAUAGUUUUACAACGAAAAGGUUAAUGUUUGUGUUAUCUUCAGGUUUCAGUCACUGUGCGAGACAAACACAUCCAAGGAAGUCCUUUCAAAGUUAAUGUCGUCAACACUGGUGAAGCUUAUCUCAAGUUUGGCAAAAAAGGAACAGAAAUCGGCGAAUUCAAUGGCAUAUUCGGCGUCGCCGUGGAUGAUGAAGGUCGUAUAAUCAUCACGGAUUGUCACAAUCAUAGAGUACAAGUGUUCAAUCAAAAUGGCGGUUUUAUGUUCCACUUCGGACGCAAGGGGGAAGGCAGCGGACAGUUUCAGUGCCCCACAGGGGUGGGAGUGGAUCCUGAUGGAAGAAUUGUAGUCUGUGAGAGACUAGGUAGCAGAAUACAGGUAAGAAGUGAAUACUGCGCGCUACAAUACCGCCUGAAUUUCAUUUGUGUAUCUGUUAACUGAAGCGGAAUAAGACUACUCCAAGAGUUCCACAAGCCAAUAGGGAGGAGAAGUCGUUAUGUCAUGUUGCCAUGGUAGCAAAAUUUCCGAUGACAACAAACUCAAAACGUCUGUUAAAAAGUGAAUUCGUACCGUUUCAAACUUCACCGAUCCUAAUCAAUUUCGUUGAAUUAAUUUGUCUUCGCUGUUUUGCUGUUAUGAUUCAUUUGUCUUAAGGUGGAUGUCCACUUGCGCGUAAAUAAACUAGAGGCAAUGUAUGGAAGGUCACGCGUAAAGGUAAAAGUCGCUCAACUCCUCGUUUACGCGUGGCCUUUCAUAGAUUGCCUCGAUUUCAUUUACGCGCGUAAAUUUUAGGUGCGUUAGCACGGAAAAAUUACGGAACAGUGAAAGUCAACCCUUAAACAGCAGGAUUUGAAUGUCGGCAUAACUAUAAAACUUUCCAGAAUCAGCAUUUUCACUGUGGUUGCAUUUAUCCUUCAACAACGCUAAUAGGUUACUAAUACAAGCUUUUUCCUUUCUUUUGUAGAUUUUUGACCGUGAUGGGAUGUUCCUUCACAAGUUUACCGUACCUGACCUCAAGGCCUCCACGCUGGCAGUGGACGCCAAUCGAAGGAUCAUUGUCGCUGAUUCUGCAAAUCGUUGUAUUCAUGUCAUUUCACUAGACACAGGUCAUUACAAUUUCUUCUGCUAUGAAGAGUGAACGGUGUACCGUUAUUCCAGGGUGUUUGUACUACACUUUCUUCUCUGUUAAUUUACCUUGGGACAUCCUAUGGAUUGGCACGAAUUUGAAUAGAUCCUUUCCGCGUUGUUUUCAAGUUUUGAUCAAGACCAAUAAGCGAAUAUCCAGCGACAAAAUUGGAAAGCCACUUUCUCGGCCAAUCAGGGUAAAACAGAGCCCAUUCGUGACUUGUUUGUGUGUUUUUUUUCCCGCACUUUCUGCAGGCUGCGUGUACUUGGCGCAUCUGGCCGUUUUUUGACUUGCCAGAGUUGAUGACUUGACUUUACAGCAUCGUGUAACAUAUUGUUCUCUGUUCUUUUUACAGGUCAAUCGUUCAAGUUUGGUUCAUUUGGCGAUGGUAACGGAGAGCUGAAUUAUCCUUGUUACGUAGCCGUGAACUCUCAAGGACACAUCAUUGUGUCGGACAUGCACAGCCAUCGGAUUCAGGUUUGCUUCUCUCUUGAGGGCUGUAGUGUAAGCCUUGCUUGUAAAGGUAUACCGUAUUUACUCGAAUAAGCGCCGCGGCCCGGAUAUAAUCAAAAUCAAAAGACGUUAAUUCUGUUAUUUCAAUACGGAAAAUGAUAAUACCGUAAUUAAAACAAUUCUUUGUCGCGUCCAAUCUUUAAGUACACACCGCCCUCAAAUAAGCUCCGUCCUCGAAUAUGUGCCACAUUUGAGGCGUGAAAAUUUGUUAAGUGCUGCGAUGCUUAUUCGAGUAUUUCCGGUACAUAGGCUAGAAGAUCAUAAAACGAGAACUUACUGUUUUUAUCUUCGCUGUUUUCUUCUCAGGUGUUUGAUUCACGUGGUCGAUUUAUGUUUAAUUUUGGUCGUAAAGGCAGCCAAGUCGGAGAAUUAAUGCGCCCGACGGGUGUCGCGGUGGGUCAUGAGGGAAAUAUUAUUGUCGCAGAUAGAGACAAUCAUCGCAUUCAAGUGUUCUCUAGCGACGGUCGCUUCAUUAGCAAAUUUGGCACAAAGGGAGAUGGGGACGGGCAACUGAACGAUCCUCAUGGCCUGGCAUUGACCCCUGAGGGAAAUAUAAUUGUUGCAGACUUUCGUAACAAUCGUGUGCAGCUGUUUGGACAGCCAGCAUAA